AUACAAUUUCUCCUAAAUUUUAGAUAUUCUAAUUUUACAACCAUAUUAUAAAUAUUUCAAUUAAAAUAUUUUAAGUUUAGAAUAAUCGACAAUCGUAAAUGGCAGAACAGAGUUAACCAAAAUAGAGCAACUCAAUCGCCGCCUCGCCGGUUUGAAGCUGAACUGUGCACCUCGGCUUCUUUUUUGUCCUUUUUCACCUCCGCAAUUCUAGGGUUUCAGAGCUUCACAUUUUUCUGUCCAAAUUCUGUUGCAAUUACUCGAUACAUUCCUUUGAGGCGGUGACCGCGCGGAAUCGAGAAACAUCUAGACUCUCGUGUGAUAAUACGAGAACCUUGCCUUUCUGAGUAAAAAUUAACGUCUAUAAUAAUGCUUCUGGACAAGAAUGUCAUUCAUGAAACGCAUUAUAAGGUUCUCAAUGUCAAGGAAGAUUCAAGUUAUGAAGAAAUCCGUGCUAGUUACCGCUCCGCCAUACUCAGUUUGCAUCCUGAUAAGCUAUUGAAAUCUUCUGAUGCAUCCGGCAGCAAUCAAACUAGUGGAGAUAGAUUUCUCAAAGUUCAAAAGGCGUGGGAAGUUCUUGGCGAUUCAAGCUCUCGUUUAUUUUAUGAUAGUGAGCUUCGGAGUUCAAGGCGUGAUGUCUCAACUGUUGAUGUUGCAGAAGAUUUAAGCUUAGAGGAUAUGAUGGCUGAAGAUGACGGAGAAGCAUUGGAACUGUUUUAUCAGUGCAGAUGUGGAGAUUACUUCUCUAUAGACUCAUUGGAAUUGCAGAAAAUGGGGUAUUCCUUGUUGAGGGAUGAAAGUAGAAUAUCUAUAUUGAACAAUGAUUCUUUGCCAGGAUCAGUAAUUCUUCCCUGUGGAUCAUGUUCUCUAAAAGCUCGUCUGGUAAUCAAUAUGGAUGAACAUUGAAAUUAUUUACAUAUUUUUUUGUGGUAAUGACAAUUAUUGAGAAUUUGAAGUUAUUAACAUUUUUUAUAUGAAGAUAGCAAACGAAUAAUAUCUCCUCCUUGGAUAAAAAUUCCUAUGGCAAAAACUUGUGUGCCAUUUGAAAUGUAGAAUUUGGAAUUAUAUGAAG
Messenger RNA from Arachis duranensis, 1069 nucleotides. RefSeq lists its product as uncharacterized. Gene Ontology annotation, biological process: tRNA wobble uridine modification; protein histidyl modification to diphthamide. The transcript is spliced from 2 exons. The record is from RefSeq and is a predicted model, not a curated record. Lineage: Eukaryota; Viridiplantae; Streptophyta; Magnoliopsida; Fabales; Fabaceae. Gene Ontology annotation, cellular component: cytosol; nucleus. Gene Ontology annotation, molecular function: metal ion binding. The coding region runs from base 367 to 903 and encodes 178 amino acids.